AACACUGUUCUGCAUGUAAGCCCCUACUAAAAUGCUGCCUUUCGACGAUAUCUAUUUAAAUGGUAGCACGCCGACCUCAUCAUUAAUAGAACUCAGCGAUGACCUUACAGCGCGCAUUCUAUUACGGCUUAAGCCGCGUGAAAUUGCCGCCGUCGCAUUAACAUGUAAACGCCUGGCAACAGUCUGUGCAGACGACGCUCGCAUAUGGCAGCCUCUUUGUAAUUCUGUAUGGGCGACGUGCACAAAUCCCAGUAACUGGUUGCUCCGGGAAGACACAGCUGGAGCUUCAAUCCCAGGGACAUCUAUUGGAUACGAAGACGACGAUGAAGACGGUCCGCCGCCCACCACGUAUAGGUCCGUCUUCGCCGCCUUGCGCCGCAUGCAGCCCCUCAUCGGCCUCUGGCGGGGAGUGGGCGACUCGCCCGCCGGCUCCCUCUUCCGUGUGGCCUGGGGGCCGGGCGGCGCGGGGCAUGUGGAGGUGGCGGCGCUGGUGCCCCAACGCCGUCGUAGCAGCGACGGCGACGGAGGUGGUGGCAAUGGCGGCGCCUCAGCAGCAGCUGCUGCGGUGCCGGUGCUGGUGGCGGAGGCGCGGGCGCGUGUGGGUCCGGGUGGGGGCGCACCGGGACUGUCGUUGCAGCUGGUGGAUGAGUCCAUGGCCCUGCUGAAGGGCCGCAAUACGGGCGGGCGCAGAGGGCCGGGGGGCGGGGGCGGCUUCGGAGGCGGCGGCCGGGGGCCUUCCGCCGCCGCCCUGGCAGCAGCAGCGGUGGCGACGGGCGCAUGCAGCAGCAGUCGCGAGGGGCGGCUGUACGGCAGCAGCCCUCCUCCCGCUGGGGGUGCGGGUGCCGGGGGAGGGGGCGGCAUUUCCUCCUCCCCCUCGUUUGAGCUGGAGAUGCUGAGGUUCAUGGACGCAAGCAUUGCUGGAAGCAGAUCCGGCAGCCGCAAGGCCCGGGGUCGCUGCGGCUCCCCCUCCCCGCACCUGCCGCUGGGCCCUGGGCAGGGCAGCUGGUCGCGGCCCCCCGCCGCCAUCCUGCAGCACCUGGUGCGGCUCAAGGUGGCGGCGCCCUCCAGACAGCGGCCGCUAGGGGGCAUGUGGACGGGUGUGUACGGCGUGCAUGGGUUGGAGGUCGUAUCCCUGUCGUACGAGGGAUCUGGAUCUCGCAGCCGCAUCGUCGCCACUAAGAUCACGGGCGACCGGAACGUGCCCGCCGGUCAAACAACCUUUUGGGCGGAAGCCGAGCCGCUGCCUCAGCCCUGGCCCCCCAGUGAAGUCGAGCUGAUCACAAACCGCCCCUACUACUUAGAGAACCCGCCAGCGCGACCUCCGCCCGGCGUGAUGGUCGCCCCGGUGUGGGCUGUGCCGCCGGGGCCGGGAGUAGCGGCCGCGGAGGGAGCGGCAGCAGGGGCAGCAGCAGCAGCGGCGGCGGCGGCGGGUGCUCCUGUGGACGAGUUGGGAGAGCCCGAGGCAGCUCAGCUGGCGGUGGUGGCGGCGGCGGCGGCCGCAGCGGGUCCAGUGGACCUAUGGGAGGUGUUGGGUACGACAGGAACACCGGCGGCGGCGGCGGUGGUGCAGAGGUCUCCGCCGUUGCGUGUGGUUGCGGUGUAUAAGGGGCAGGGGCGAGUGGCGGGGCCGGGAUUCAGCAAACCCUCGUGGAUCGAGGGGCGGCUGUGGGUGUACGACAAUGGAUCCAUUGGGUUCCUGUGGCGGGGCGAGUUUGACGUGUUGGUGGAUCUGGAGCGCAUGAGUCCGCAGCUGACGGGGCCAAAGGCGUAGUCGUUUUGGUAAAGGGAUCCAGGCUUUUGUCCUUUACAACGUCAGGGCCAGCUGUUUAUAAUGCGUGCUGGAAUGUUGCUGGACGUCAUUACGUUGCUAAAGCAGUCUGAUUGUCCCAUUGGGCGGGCAACAGUUAUGCCUGUAUGGACAAAUCUCUUGACACCUGGGGCGCACAGCCAAUCUCAAAACACCGGUGGUACGUGUACAUAACUGUACUCACUGUACUCAACUGGCUGGCGAGACUUGGAACCCUGGGCUGUGAACAUGAAUACCUAGCUUGCAGUCGUCGGUGUGGUGGUGGUGGCCCCCGGCGGGCACCGAUGACGGGUCUCAGGGACGGUGGGGAGCAGGCACGCAAAUGG
Astrephomene gubernaculifera is the source of this 2133-nucleotide messenger RNA. The record is from the annotation of a GenBank genome assembly. Lineage: Eukaryota; Viridiplantae; Chlorophyta; Chlorophyceae; Chlamydomonadales; Astrephomenaceae.